Molecule: messenger RNA, 2222 nt
Organism: Pteronotus mesoamericanus
Lineage: Eukaryota; Metazoa; Chordata; Mammalia; Chiroptera; Mormoopidae
Gene: SLC25A19
Product: solute carrier family 25 member 19
Exons: 7
Coding region: 268-1224 (318 amino acids)
Biological process (GO): thiamine pyrophosphate transmembrane transport
Cellular component (GO): mitochondrial inner membrane
Molecular function (GO): thiamine transmembrane transporter activity
Source: RefSeq, a predicted model, not a curated record
UCUGCCUGACCUGAGAAGCCUCUUCGGGGACGCAGGAUGCAAAACCCCGCACACACCUGGGGCACCUGGACACGUGGGUGUCCACCUCGCGGGGGUCUUUUCGGACUCUGGGAGCAAAAACACUCACGUGGACACCUGUGUUCACACGCAGGUACAUCUGCAGAGACCUUUAUUUGAACACACGCUCGGGACGGGGCACCUGCACCGCGCAGCACCUGGGGCUCCCGCACUUGAAGCUGAUGGACAUUGUAUGGGCCAGAGGCAGGGAUGGUCGGCUAUGACCCCAAGGCAGAUGGCAGGAAUAUCUCCAAUUUCGAGGUGGCAGUGGCUGGGUCUGUGUCUGGACUUGUCACUCGAGCCUUGAUCAGCCCCUUGGAUGUCAUCAAGAUCCGUUUUCAGCUUCAGAUUGAGCGCCUGUCUCGCAGGGACCCCAACGCGAAGUACCAUGGGAUCCUGCAGGCCGCGAGGCAGAUUCUGCAGGAGGAGGGCCCGGCAGCAUUCUGGAAGGGACACAUCCCAGCCCAGCUUCUCUCUGUAGGCUACGGAGCUGUCCAAUUUUUGUCGUUUGAAAUGCUGACUAAGCUGGUGCACAGAGCCGGUGUGUGCGAUGCCCGCGACUCCUCCGUGCACUUUGUGUGCGGCGGCCUGUCUGCCUGCGUGGCCACCCUCGCCGUGCAUCCCGUGGACGUCCUCCGCACCCGCUUUGCAGCCCAGGGUGAGCCCAGGGUGUAUAAAACCCUGAGGAAUGCCGUGGCCACCAUGUACAGGACCGAAGGCCCCUCGGUCUUCUACAAAGGCCUGAACCCCACCUUGAUCGCCAUCUUCCCCUACGCCGGUUUCCAGUUCUCCUUCUACAACUCCCUAAAGCACGCGUACGAGUGGGUCACGCCAGCCGAAGGAAAGAAAAACGAAAACCUCAAAAACCUGCUUUGUGGCAGUGGAGCUGGAGUCAUCAGCAAGACCCUCACGUAUCCCCUGGACCUCUUCAAAAAACGGCUGCAAGUCGGAGGGUUUGAGCGGGCUCGAGCUGCCUUCGGCCAGGUCCGGAGCUACCAGGGCCUCCUGGACUGCGGCAGGCAGGUGCUGCGGGAGGAGGGCGCGCAGGGCUUCUUCAAGGGCCUGUCCCCCAGCCUGCUGAAGGCCGCCCUCUCCACCGGCCUCAUCUUCUUCUGGUACGAGUUCUUCUGUAACCUCUUCCACCACAUGAAGACGACACACAGCUAGCCUUGGGGGCCAGAAGGUGGCCUGAGGUCUCUCAGGAGGCGACCUGAAAGAAGUAAGACUUGAUCUGCAAUCUCUUGUUGUGCUGAGAGGUGCUGCCUGGCCCGCCCCCCGUCCGGCCAGCUGCCCGGAGCGUUAAGAGCCCUGGGGAGCAGGCCACAGCCUUGAUCCGACCAGCGUGGGAGCCCCCACAGGGCAAGGGCUUCCUCCCUGCGUGGGCCCAGCGGGCAUGGGGGACGUGGUCUGUGGGACCCCGGCCCCUCCAGGCAAGGAGCUUGAAGCCCCCUCUCCAUCUCGCUUACACUCGAAGGGGAACAGCCGCUUGCAUCCUGCGCUUCUAGCCCAGCUGCCCCAAGAGCUCUCCUGGGUGGGGCUCCAGCCUAGGGCGAGGGCUGGGACUUGCCAGUGGCAGGGGUCUGGUCCCCACACCUGGGCUCUGGUCCCCACCACCUCGUUUAAUAGACAUUUAAGCUAAAAGCACAUUCCUUACCUUACCCCUCUGCCUUCCCUCCUAGGUCACAUUGCUCCUGGACACUGAUUGUUCCCAACCCUCCCCAAAGUCCACUUUCUCAGUAGCUGCAGCCCUCAGGCAGCUUUGCUGCUAGUUCUGGGGAGGAAUCCAAGCUGAACUUGGCCACUUUCUAACCCCCACAUUCAGAGCUUCCUGUCUGUAACUGCUCGCCUUGGGGUCCUCGCUCCCUGAGCAGGACUCAUCUUGCCCCGGGGGCUCUGGGGAAAGCAGGCACAGCAGGAAGUGGGGGCUGUGUUGAGGGGGAGGUGCGGGAAAGCAGCGGCCCUUUUCCCCAGCGCACCUAGGGCAGCCCUCCUGGGUGGCUGGGAGCUCACAGCCAAGUCAGCUGGCGUCCGCUGCCCCCUCAGCAUCCUCUCCGGCUCGGCAAGUUGCCGUGUGUCCACUCUGUAGCCCCAGAAGGGCCACAGCUCUGAUGCAGCCCAUGAAUGGGGUGGUGGAAGGAGGGGGUUGGGCAGACAGGCGGUGCCCA